AUGGCCGAGAACAACCAUGACGCCGCAGAGGAAGGAGACGGGCAGCUCCUGUCCACGCUCCCGAAGAAGGAAGGAAUGUGGAAGCCAUUCUUCCUCUACCGAGGCUGCUGGCUCACACCCCGGGCCGUGACGAGCAUCACGCUCCUGCAGUCCGAGUUUGCGCCGCGCCCCGACGACGUCGUCCUCGCCACCUUCCCGAACUGGCACUACAUGAACAAGGUGAGCGCCGACUUCUCCCUCGACAUGGACGCCACCUUCGAGCUCUUCUGCGAGGGGUUCUCUCUGUACGGUCCUCUCUGGGACCACGUCCGCGGGUACUGGGAGCAGAGCGUGGCGGAGCCCGACAGGGUCCUCUUCCUCAAGUACGACGACAUGAUGGCCGACGCAGGCAAGCACGUCAAGAUGCUCGCCGAGUUCCUCCGCGUCCCGUUCACCGUGGAGGAGGUUAGCGGCGGAGCCGUGGAGGAGGUCGUGGCCCUGUGUAGCUUCGAGAAUUUGAAGAGCCUGCCGGUCAACUCUUCAGGAGUGUCCGAUCGGAUUGGUGGGUUGCCCAUGGAGAAUUCGUCCUACUUCCGGGCUGGGAAGGUGGGGGACUGGAAGAUAACUCUGACUGAGGAGAUGGCAAAGAAGCUGGACGACAUCGUUCAAGAGAAGCUCAGAGGUUCUGGUCUCGCCUUCUGA
Messenger RNA from Triticum turgidum subsp. durum (durum wheat), 681 nucleotides. Lineage: Eukaryota; Viridiplantae; Streptophyta; Magnoliopsida; Poales; Poaceae. The record is from the annotation of a GenBank genome assembly.